AUGUCACAAGAGGAAAAGGAAAAGUCAAGACGCAGUUUCUUAGGCGUGUUUAACAGAUCGCGACAUCCUAGAAAUGACACGCUGGGUAGGGAAGUUGAUCCAACCGUCUCUUUGCUCGAACUACCGGAUUGUCAGGCUAUAAUCAAUGAACUUCAGAAAGCACCAAACCCGAAUGCUCGUGCUAAAAUAGUGCAGGAUCUGUGCGGUUCGGUUACUAAGUACACGUUUAACGACAUGACUGACCUAUGGCCGUCUGUUAGGGAUUUGUUGGGCGCGGACAUGCCGACUGAAGCGAGACACUCGGUAUUUCAGCUUAUGAUAUCUUAUAUACAGGAACAAUCUAAUGAUUCAAGCGUUCUUCGCGCAAUGUUUUAUGAUUCAAUUAAAAACCAUAAUAUACGCGAAGACUUUAGAAUUAGAAUAGCUGCUUUACGUGAGUUAUGCAAUAAUGGUAGAAAUAUAUCCCCAUUUGAAAAAAAUGUAGGUAAAAUGCUUGCUGAAUGGCUCAUCGAAUGUAUUAACCGAAUGAGCAGUGAAUCAACUGCAACAACGUUGGGUGGAUCCACGAUUACUACGACCACGAUUUCUUCUGAUUUACCGUCACAAGAAGCAACAGAGUUACAAGAUAUACUUUCAUUGUUGAUCAAUGUAGUCAAAUUCAGCUUUGCUCAAUUUGAAGAAAGGGAUAUCGUCAAGCUAAUUGAGAAUGUAGCUGAAGUACCGAAACAUUCAACAAACGUCUCCGACGUAUCGUCUUGUCUUGGCUUCUGGGAUGUGGUGGUGCGGUUUGGUUAUGUACCUGAGGCAUCGGUUAAGUUAUAUGUAGAAGUUCUCUGUGAAUUAAUUAAUAUCGAACAGCUAUCACAGACGACUUGGCAUGUUAUGGAUAAUUUAUUGAAAGGACAUUGUGCAUAUUCGGCCAUUAGAGUAUUAUGUAACAAUUUGGAAAAUGCAACGGAAAUAGACUCCAUACGAAUGCUACGUGGAUGUGUGAAACUGUUGGGUAUGGCAAUUUCGGGAACAAGUAAUGAAGGUAUCGUGAGCUCGAUGAGCUCAGCCGCACUCUAUUCGAUGCGCAAGGCUGUUGGCCGUAGAGACAUUGGAUUACAUCACGAGACAUUAUUACAGAUAGUCAACAUUCUUUCGAGACCUGACAGAAAUAUCACUUGUCUUGAAUGGGAAGUAGUCAUGGACAUUAUGGAAACAACUCGAUACCAUGUGGUUGACAGAGGGUCAACUGUGGAAACAUCGACAACUACUGCAAAUGAUAAUGAGGUUGAGGCCAUAAUUGCAACAUACAGUCAAUUGAUAUUCCAGAUACAGUCACUUCAUGCUUCCUCAUUAUUCAACGGGCCGACUGCUCGUUUUAUGUCUCUAAUACAGGAUCUUCAUAGCCGUGUAUCAGAGUCUUCUAUCAUAAUGUUAUUAAAAUACUAUGCGGAUGAGUAUUCUUUUUAUCCAUCAUCGCCAGACUGGUUGAUAUUAUUGGUAGAUGUAAUUAAAAUUUUCUUUAUAAAUCAUUCUUCAUCAGCGGUACGCCAACGAGUGCUUGCCAUGACCAUUGAUGUAUAUGAAGCAACCAAAGAUUUUUAUUAUGAAAAAGUAAUUGAGGCAGCUAUAUUACCGUUGUUAAGAGAAUUGCACAAGGAGAAUGAUAUGACAGUGUUCGAAAGUGCUAUGGAUUUCCUAAUCGAUGUUAUCAAAGAAUCAAAUGAUCAAUGGUUUUCACCCUUUCUCAGAAUACUUGUUCAGUGCACAGAGUGCUCGUGUCCACAAAACUUACGUCAGCGUUAUACUCACAUAGACACUUGCAAAGCAUUUAUAUCGACUAUCGGUAUAAUUAAUGUCUUUCAGCAUACAUUAUAUAAGGACAACACAUCUCUGCAAGUCCUAGAAAUAUUCUCCGAGAUGUUAAAGAUUUUGGACAAUUCAUCCGCCUCUGUCAAUUCUCGUCUUGCUCUGUUGCAAUGCUUACUCAGGUUGCGCGUUAAUAGAGAUCACCGAAUCUAUAUACUUGAAAGUCUAGGAAGCGUAAGCGGGGCUACAGUAUUACAUAGAGACAGCACGGUGACAGCAGUGUUUGAUAGGAUCUUCUCAGCAGCAAAUGACAGAAUGACAAAUUUAUCCAAUAUCGAAAAUCAACCAAUUGAUAGCAACUUGCAUAGGAAGACUAGUUGGAGACAAAAGAUUACAUUAUCGUUGUUAGAUAGAAGAGUCUACAAAGAAAGCAAACAACCUUCGGAGGAUAGUGAGACUAGUAAGCCAACGGAUGAACAACGUUUAUGGAACGAACCCGAAUUACUACCAUUUACAGUCACAGCUAAUCAUCCAAGCCCAUAUGUUGUAUCGCAUGAUGGCACAUCGACGACAAACGGAACUGCAGAUAACACGGUAUCAGAUACAAUUACUUCUAACAAGAUAGUUAUUCCAAUUGGAAAUUAUUUGGAAAUUUUAAUUAAGAUAUUGGCAAACGAGAAGGAUUGGGAAUUAUAUUCAUACGUGCUAUGUCAUCUGUCAUUACAACUGAGCACGAAACAUCUCUUUUGCAAUGCAUAUCCUCAAAUAUUAGCUCUCCGAGAGCUUUUAUGCGUAUCUAUUACCAGCAACCGUUUAUACGAAAGCCCCCCAUCCGGCGUCGAGAAAGCGAACAUAUAUGUAGUCGCUUACCAAAUACUUACUAUGUUAAUUGGCUAUCGUAGUAUAUUCAAUCGAAAUCAAAGUGAUGGGCUAGUAUUAGCAUUCAAAGCGGGCCUUCGAAGAGGGUCCGCCUCUGCAAAACCGUGCAUACACGCGUUGAAUAUUUGUUGCUUUGAACUCGCAUCAUCCAUGACUCGAGUCUUGCCUGAAACACUAAAUACCUUGGCACAGAUAAUCACGACAACGACAAUGAGUGUACAUAUUCUUGAAUUCCUGUGCGGACUGGCGAGGUUGCCUCAGUUAUAUGUCAAUUUCAUUGAAAGUGAUUUUAAAAGAGUGUUUGGUAUCGCUAUUCAGUAUAUUCAACACAACAAAACUGGAAACGAUGCUCAACAAGUAGCGAAUCCGUUAGCACAGUACGAAAGAAUUAUGGCCUAUCAAGUGAUUUUUGCUUGGUUUACAGCACUUCGACUUUCAGAGCGCCGAAAAUACGUGCCAUUCAUUGUAAGUGGUUUACUAACAGCUGAUGAGAAAAGAUCAGCCGAUAAAAAAACGGACGAUAAAAAUCACGAAAUAGAUGAGCAGACGGAGACAUGCUUUGACAUGCUUGCAAGAUAUGCAUUUGCAAAUUGCGACCCGAAACGCGAGAAAUCAUUUAUUAAUGAAUUGCUUAAAAACUGUGAUAAAGACAAGAUUACUUCUAAAACUUGGUUACAAGGACACGCAUUUGUCACCAUGCGAACAUUUAAGACACUGGGCUGUGCAGAGAUUAUUAUACGCAGACCGUCCGGGACCGUUACUUUCUUAACUAAAUUAGAUAACAGAAGUAAGUUUGAUGACAUUGAAUUUGUCUCCUUGCCAGAAACCCUCAUGGCAGAUAAUGGUCUUGAGGAGACAAAAAUAGGGCUUGACAUUGGCUCAGGGUUGGGUAUUCAUUCUGUGACAGAAGAUAAGUUAAUUGUUAAUUCUGAAGGAAAGUCUACGAGUGCUAGUAUAGUUGAUGCUGCAGAAAGAUCCCCCGCUACUUCUGAACAAUCUCCGGCCAUAACGAAUACAAGUGUCGAAUCUCUCACACCGGAUAACCAACUCUCACCCCGCGUCACUCAACACGUACGCACACAAAGCGAUGGUAGCCCACUCAUGACGGGAGAAAGUAAUAGUCCCAUUCGUAGAGGUAUCCAUGCACGCAAGACUUCUGCAGACAAACGCAUAUAUCGCAAAGAUGAUUCUAAUAUCGAUCCUAGCUUUCUUUUCCUUCAAUUAUCACCAUAUCCCGAUCUUACUCCGGGCACGGGUCUAUGGCUGCUGCCAGAUGAUGGGCCCACAGAGCGCGCUUUGAAUGUAUUGGAUCGUACGCCUGUCGUUGAUUUCCAUAAAGUCAGCGUUGUUUAUGUUGGUAAAGGUCAAACAACAGAGACUGAGAUAUUAGCCAAUAUGCGUGGUUCUCAAAACUAUAUCAAAUUUUUGAACAACCUUGGUAAUCUGGUCCGACUUAAGAACAGCAAAGAUGUCUAUGUUGGAGGCUUAGACACUAGGAACGACUCAGAUGGAGAAUACGCUUACUAUUGGAAAGACGAUAUAAUACAGCUGAUAUUUCACUGUGCGACGUUGAUGCCGACGAACCUAGAAAAUGAUCCACAAUGCUCAUCAAAAAAACGUCACAUAGGCAACAACUAUGUCACCAUAGUCUAUAAUGAUUCUGAUUUGGACUAUGCUUUCAACACCAUUCCCAGCCAAGUCAAUUCAAUCAAUAUUAUAAUCUCUCCUCACUCCGAAAAUCCAAUCAGACCCGGCACAUCACCUUACGUGGGCAUAAACUCUCAAACUACGUUCUUCAAAGUGCUCAUGCAACGACGUCAUGAUAUGCCGGAAAUAGGUCCCAUAUCGGAUUUCAAGAUGAUAUCUGGUGACGCAUUACCAGCCUUUGUACGUCAGAUAGCAAUGCAUGCAAAUAUAUAUGCUCAUAUUUUCCGUGAAACUUCUCGUGGGAUUGAAUAUUUGUCUCAUUGGAGAGAUAGGCUGAGGCAGAUUAAGAACUUCAAAAAACGGUUGAUGCCGGCAGUAAGCGAGCCUGUGAUAGGUACACCUGGUAAAGGUAGUGCUGUUAAUACAAGGGCCGAUGAUCAUGUUGGUGAGCAGGUUGUUGGGCUGGAACCGGUUAUUAACUUUACACGGUAUACAUGA
Molecule: messenger RNA, 4821 nt
Organism: Paraglomus brasilianum
Lineage: Eukaryota; Fungi; Glomeromycota; Glomeromycetes; Paraglomerales; Paraglomeraceae
Source: the annotation of a GenBank genome assembly